Messenger RNA from Gavialis gangeticus (Gharial), 5394 nucleotides. It is a transcript of the gene SYTL3, whose product is annotated as synaptotagmin like 3. NCBI's taxonomy places the organism in Eukaryota, Metazoa, Chordata, Crocodylia, Gavialidae. The transcript is spliced from 17 exons. Bases 877 to 2844 code for a protein of 655 amino acids. Gene Ontology annotation, biological process: exocytosis; intracellular protein transport. Gene Ontology annotation, molecular function: small GTPase binding; neurexin family protein binding. Gene Ontology annotation, cellular component: plasma membrane; exocytic vesicle. The record is from RefSeq and is a predicted model, not a curated record.
ACUCUUCUUCCUGUGAGUGGUUAGAGAACCAUAAGCACAUUAUGAGGAAGAAAGUAUUACAUUUUCCCAUAGUAAACCAUUUUUAACUUUAGCAAAGCUGUUAAUCUCUAUGCAGUAAUUCAUCUACUGCACUUUCGGCAGCAGUAACUUUGUGAAGCCUUUGGCAGCACUAACAAUCAGCCUCUGAGCCUGAUUCCACUUGACUGCCACAGGGAUGCCCCUCUCUUGAUGCUGUACUCUAACUUUGGUUUAAACAGGAGAGAAAGGAGUGAGGCAGCAAUUUUAUUUCAGUAAAGAAAAGAAAAAGCAAACUCCUCAUCUCUGGUGAACAUGUCACUUCUACAUCUCUUUCUCUGGUAGCAAUGGAAAAGGUCCUGGACAAGAUAAUCUUUCAUUCAAGUCACUUCCUACCAGGAAAUGCCUAAAGUGAGAGGUCAAGUAAGACAAGCUGUUUUCCAGUAUUUUGUGCUGUCACUCUUUGCAAAGGCCUUCUCAGCCUACUAGCAAAUAAAACCCUAUCUGGGACCCUAUUUUGAGCUAUUUUCAGUUUGGGAGCUAUUCUUAUCAAAAAAGUACUUGAAGUACUUGCGUGUGAAAGACAGUAGACUGCUCUGACCUUGCUAAAUGAGUGUGUUCACUUCAAUAGGUGGCAAAGACACUUAGAAAUAAUGGUCUGCAUGGAGGUGGACUCUUUAAUUUUUUUCUUCAAGAGUAUGACGCAGUAGAAAUGCAUCACCAAUGAAAUACGAGCACAGACACUUAAAAAACCCAUAGGCCUGAGUGGCACAUACUCCAGGCAGUACUAAUAUCUGUCAGCUUGGAUGAAGUGAAGCUGCGUAGUUCAGGAGUCUUGAAAGGAAGUGAAAUUUGUGAAAAAUGACUGUAGAACUGAAUCUAAACUUCCUUAAAGAACUGGAGCAGGAGACUGUUUUGGAGGUUCUGUACCGUGAUCAGAUGCUGAGAAAAGUGGAUGAAGAAAGAAUAAGGAAAUUGAAAACACAGCUGCAGCAGCUUCGGUGGAAAGGAGCUAAAAAUGCAAGCCACGAAUAUCAGGAGAGGUCUUGUGCUCGCUGUCAGAAAUCCUUGGGCCUUGUGAUGAAUAGAGGUGCGGUGUGCAAUGGGUGCAGCCAUCGAGUGUGCUCCGAGUGUCGCGUCUGUCUCAAUCCCUACUUGUGGAAGUGCACCAUCUGCUAUGCUCAUGGAGCCAUGAAGGUAAAAACUGGUGAAUGGUUCUUUGAGGAACGAGCGAAGAAAUUCCCAGGUGAAGGUAGACGUGAAACAAUUGGGGCAAAGCUCUUGAAAUCCUAUCAAAAACUGAGUAAAAUAUCUGUGGUUCCCCCUACUCCACCUCCUUUUACUGAAUCCACAGGGGGAAAAAACACAACGGACCUUGAUCAAGCUAAAACUUUUAAUAAGUCUGUGGAAAAUUUGUUUCUCUCUCUUGCUACACACAUUAGAAAAGUCUCAAAGUCCCACGAUGAUGUGACAGCUGACAAGAGUCUCCUAACUACAGAUUAUGGCCAGGAUGUGAAUUGGAGGAGGGAAAGGAGGAGCCAGUCUGACACAGCCAUCAACAUUGCAAGCAGGAUUCAAAAUGCACCCAGCCUGCAGCAGCUCAUCAUUGGCACAAAAGACAACAAUGCAGUCUUUACCAAAAAGGGUUGCAGGCCAGGAGAAGACCUUCCUUCUAGUCCCCUGAGUGAUGUCGUCUUCUGUGGUGGUGUAAAACAUGGGAGUUUAUUUAGCCUUAACAGCACUUGCACUGAGGCUGACAAUUUUGACAAGGCUAACAUCACUGGGGAAAUAGAGUUUGCCAUCAAAUAUAUCUUCAAAACCUGCACUUUAGAAGUCUGCAUCAAUGCUUGCAAGAAUCUGGCUUAUGGAGAGGAGAAGAAAAAAAAGUGUAACCCAGUUCAGCUCAGAUCCUACCAGGAAGAAUUUGCUGCAACAUCUCUUGCAGAGAAGGGGACUAAAAUGAGUUGUCUGACAAAAACCAAAAAGCCUGGCUGGGAUGCCAGGUAUGUAAAGACCUACUUGCUUCCUGACAAAACUCCUCGGAGCAAAAGGAAGACCAUUGUCAGAAAGGGCACAGUGGAUCCAGCAUUCCACGAAAUUUUAAAGUAUACGAUUGACUACUCCCAGUUGGAAACUCGACAGCUUCAGAUAUCUGUCUGGCAUGCAGGUGUGUUCAAGAAUCGGGUGUUUCUUGGAGAGGUGCUUAUCCCACUGUCGUCUUGGAAUUUUGAAGACAAUUCAAUGCAGUCAUACAACUGGUACCAGCUCAAAGCUAAGCCUGAAGACAAUCAAGUUCAGUACAGUGGAGAACUUCUUGUGCGUGCAAAAAUGUGCUUACCAUCCCCGCCUGAAAAAUUCCGGUAUGAAGAGCACAUGAUGGAAGGGACAGAAGACCGAGCAGCUCAUGGUGGCCAGCUUCACCUCGUAGUACUUGAGGCCAAGAACUUGCCCGAGUUAAGAUCUGUUGGCAGCCUGAAUGCAUUUGUAAAAGGUUGCCUGGUCCUCCCUGACCAACGUGAGUUAAAGCAGAAGUCUCCUGUCCUGAGGAAAGAAACCUGCCCUCACUGGAAGCACUUGUUUGUCUUUGAUGGUGUUACCCCAUCUCAGCUCCAGUGCGCUUACCUAGAUCUGACCAUCUGGAACCAAGCAUCUUUUGGCUUAAGUGACCGAUUUCUGGGGGGAGCCAGGCUUAGCACACAAGAACCGAUGAGCUCCACAGCCUCCAAUCCCCAAGCAAAAGUUCUUUGGCAAAGAAUACUCAGCAGACCAAAUACCUGGAUGGACAUUACCCUGGCUCUGCAGUCAAAUAAAGGGGUGUUUAAAUUUUAAUAGUACCUGGAUGGCAAGAAUAUCUUCAGCCUGCUGCUGAGGCAAGUAUGGCUGAUGGGGUUGAACAUGCAAGGCUAUGCAGAACAUGCUCCAGCCAUGGGUAAACAAUGAGGACUUUGCUUUCUGGGAAGAAACCUCUACCCUUUGAAAGGAGACUUGUAGAAGGAAGCAAGGAGUGGACAAUCCUAAGUUGUACAACUUUCUUUGGGAAUUUUGAGAAAACUGCUAUUAGAAACUUCAGAAGCAAAAAACUGAACAGGGUUUUGUUUCAUUUGAAGCUGUAAACAGCAGCCUGCAUCUGUAAGCAAAACAGCAGUGUAACAAAAGACUGAGCAAGACUAAUAGAUUGUUGCUAGUCUCACACCCUAGGAGCACUACUUUGAAAAAGGCAGUAGGUGAUUUAAGUAUGACCACCACUGGGAAGAUAUUUGUCAGGGCUCAGAUCAGACAUACUCUAACUUGAGAAAGAGGGGAUUGUAAUGGGGUUAAAUGGUGCAACUGUGUAAAUCUCAUUACCAAAAGGGAAGGUUUAACUUUGUAAGCUCUACUUUAGUAUUGUUCCUCAAAACUGCUACUGUGGUUCAGAAGCUAAAUUGCUUUGAUAGGGGAAAGGCGGCCUUUCCCUGUAGUUGUAAGCAUUUACAGAAGUCACAGCUGGCUUCCUUGUACAGAGGGAGGCUAAGGAUGGAGGACAUUAGGGCCAUGUCCUAAUAUUCUUCAUUAGACACCCUACUUUCCAUCUCUCCCAGCAUGCUGAAGCACUGCUGUAUAUUGCACAAUGGGAAAUUAUUUAACAUGAAAAAAGCUAGUGAUAAGAGGAAAUAUUGGUCAGUUUAAUACUGCAGAGUGGGUAAAGGAAUGCCCCCCAACUCAAGUGAGUUCUACUGUAAUGCACACUGGGAAAAAGUGAAGUGGUCCAACUCCAAAUCAAAUAGUGUAGCCCAGAUUUUGGCCUUCCCCUCCCCCCCACCUUUUCUGUGGCUUAUGUUUUAUAAAUAUGAUAUCAUAAGUACUUACCUGCCAGUUAGCGACCUGGAAAAAUAGUUGUGGCAACUACUACAUUAGCCAAUAUGGAGGACAGGCACAUUUAAUAGCUUUGGAGUAUUUAAACAUCACUCCAGCUGUAAGUCUCUGACCACAAGCCUGUAAUUCAGCAGUAGAAAUGUGGUAGCACAGGCUUCAGUACAAGCCCACCAGGGACCUUGGGUGCUUAUUCAGCUAGAUGAAGCCUGUGUCUUAAUUACUAUUGUUACUCUGCUAUAGCUGGAUUACAGCUAGCUCGCAUGUGCCUCCCUGCUGCUGGCACACCUGCUGAUUGCAAUGGAGUAAUGACCUCAACAUGUAAUCUACAUGGUCUCUACUGUUACCGGCAAGCAGGCUGCAUUGUCUGACUAACGAGAGUUGCUUGCUCCUUGUUCCAUUCCAGCUCAGAAGCUGGGAUGCGAUGCUCUGCCAACCACCUGAAAACAAUCACUUCCACCCUAGAGCCAGGCUCUGCACAGUGUUGAGAAAUUGUUCAAGCAGUGGAUAGAGGGAGGGAACUGUGUGUUCCCUCCAUUCACAACUGCUGGGUUGUUGUGAUGUAAGAAUUCUUCUGCAGCCGCAUUCCCUGCUAUCACCCCCCUGGCUGGGUGGCAGCAUUACAUGAUACAAGUCCAUCAACUGCUUGACAAAGCCCUGGCUUAUACCAACAAUUCUGACCCAUCAAGAUGACCAAGCGUAAACACAGUUAGAAAGCCCUGUCUGAUUAGAAUUCCUAUGGUUAAGUCUCAGCAGAAGCUGUAUUAGAAUUAGUGGUAACUUGGCGAGUGUGAUGCUUCCUUACUGCAGACCCAGUGUCAGAAUAAAGGGUAGCAUUUUCCUGUUGAAUGCUUUUUUUCUUGGUGCUCAAAGAGCUCUAAACCAAUUUCCUUCUCAGUCCCUGUCCCUUCCCCAUCGCCACUUUGCAAGCAGCAUUUUCACUUUCUGUCCUUCCCAGUUAACAGAGUAAGCAUAGCUGCAAGGAGACUUCACUGUAAAGCUGCAAGGCAUCAACGUUUUUACUCGAACGCAAGAAUGUGCAAGUGGGACUAUGCUGCAGUCUUAGCACACAUCAGGCUGGUGUGAAAACAUCCCACACAACACAAAUCACUUGACUUCUAAUUCUUUGUCAGCUUGCAGAUCUUUUAUUUAGAUAAGUGUCGGUCACCAAAAGGAAAAAAAGGGUCUACAACACUUUGAUAAAGAGGGUUUAACUAAGACUAUGAAGCAGCAUUAAGGGUUGUAAAUGGAAGAGGGGGAGAACUUAUACCAGAUUUCAUUGGACUUUGACAGAUUUUCAGAAGAUUGGAUGGGAGGGAGUGGGUUUGGAAAAAGUCCACAGGAAUGCUCUCUGUAAUAGAGAGAAUACAAAUGUGAUAUAAACAGUCCCUUCAUGGCUGGAGUCUGAAACAUUAUUAAAUCAAAUAUUUAAAAAAAAAAAUAGAAAGCUUGUUAGAAAAAAAUUGGUGCAGUAAAAGUGUAUAUACUGAAUCACAUGCAUGUAUCACAAUUUUCACUGAAGUAAAAAAA